Molecule: messenger RNA, 1259 nt
Organism: Herpailurus yagouaroundi (jaguarundi)
Lineage: Eukaryota; Metazoa; Chordata; Mammalia; Carnivora; Felidae
Gene: MRPL39
Product: mitochondrial ribosomal protein L39
Exons: 11
Coding region: 68-1078 (336 amino acids)
Cellular component (GO): mitochondrion
Molecular function (GO): nucleotide binding; RNA binding
Source: RefSeq, a predicted model, not a curated record
AGAGUUUCCGGGGAGGAGGGCAGAGGAGGACCUGCGCGAGGCGGUUCCUUCGGCAGCGGAGGAGGCAAUGGCUUUGGGGGUCCGGGGGCUGCGCCUCUGGCGGGCCGCCCCUGCUGGCGGGGCUGGCUGGAGAUUGAUAGCAACAUCGCCAGCUUCGCACCUGUCACCGACAGAACUGAUAGAAAUGCAGAAUGACCUCUUUAAUAAAGAGAAAAACAGGCAGUUAUCAUUAACUCCUCGAACUGAGAAGAUUGAAGUUAAACACGUUGGGAAAACGGACCCUGGCACUAUCUUCGUGAUGAAUAAAAACGUUUCAACUCCUUAUAGUUGUGCUAUGCAUUUAAGUGAGUGGUACUGCAGGAAGUCCAUUCUGGCUCUGGUGGACGGACAGCCUUGGGACAUGUAUAAACCUUUGACCAAAUCCUGUGAGAUUGAAUUUCUUACUUUCAAAGAUCGUGAUCCUGGAGAAGUGAAUAAGGCUUAUUGGCGUUCCUGUGCCAUGAUGAUGGGCUGUGUGAUAGAGAGGGCAUUCAAAGAUGAAUAUGUGGUCAGUUUGGUCAGAGCUCCAGAAGUUCCUGUAAUCUCUGGAGCCUUCUGCUAUGAUGUAGUUCUGGAUAAGAGACUUGAUGAGUGGAUGCCAACAAAAGAGAACCUGCGUUCCUUCACAAAAGAUGCCCGUGCUUUAAUUUACAAAGAUCUUCCAUUUGAAACUCUGGAAAUGGAAGCAAAAGUGGCAUUGGAAAUAUUUCAGCACAACAAGUACAAAACGGAUUUCAUAGAAGAGAAGGCAUCUCAGAACCCUGAGAGGAUAGUCAAGCUGCACAGAUUUGGUGACUUCAUUGAUGUGAGUGAGGGUCCUCUUAUUCCAAGAACAAGUAUUUGUUUCCAGUAUGAAGUAUCAGCAGUUCACAAUCUUCAAGCCACGCAGUUGAGUCUUGUACGAAGAUUCCAGGGUCUGUCUUUACCGGUACACUUAAGAGCACAUUUUACUAUAUGGAAUAAGCUAUUGGAGAGGUCUCGGAAAAUGGUAACUGAAGAUCAAACUAAACCUACAGAGGAAAGUGCAUCGACCCAGUAAUUUCCUAAAAAUUAUAUAGAUAAGACAGCUUAUGCUGUUCACAAUAAAAAUUUUACGCAGAAACAACCCUGCGCCCUCCAGCUCCCCAGAUAUAACACCUUGACAUGUUUUCUCCAUUCAGUUCUUUUUUCUACAUGUAUAAGCACAUGUACAGAUACAAGUGGAAUCUUUUGAAAACAAA